Molecule: messenger RNA, 2633 nt
Organism: Chenopodium quinoa (quinoa)
Lineage: Eukaryota; Viridiplantae; Streptophyta; Magnoliopsida; Caryophyllales; Amaranthaceae
Product: protein FAR1-RELATED SEQUENCE 4-like
Exons: 2
Coding region: 1298-2587 (429 amino acids)
Biological process (GO): regulation of DNA-templated transcription
Source: RefSeq, a predicted model, not a curated record
UUUCUAUCUUUUUCCCCUUGUACUCCAAUAAAUAUUGUAGCCUUUCAAGGUUACGAGCAUCAGUUUCUGCUCACCUUUUCUCUAAUGCUCUUAUUCUUUUAAUCUUCAUCCAUGUUUUGAAAUCUUUCACAAUUCUUUCUUCAAGAGCUCCUAGACAUCAUACUUAACUUGAAGUUCCUUUGGUGGUCCACGGCAUGAAAGGUUGAUUAUAAACCCAAAGAGUUUCAAAUCUAGCUUGAUUUGAUUUUAUUUAAUCUAAUUUAGUUUAAUUUGCUUUUGAUUUAUGUAUUAAAUUUAAGUUUACUAGUACUGACGAUUUACUCAUGUUGUAGUUGCAAGGUUUCGCAAUCAAAGUCAGUAGAUUGAAUUAUUAUUCCCUCCAUUUAUUUAAUUUUACGAUAUUUAUUCUUGCUAGCAUCAUGUUUAGAAACAUUGUUUUUAAUUAUUUGCGUCAUGUUUAGGCUUUAUAUUAAUCAUACAUGUUAUUACUAUGCUUAAUGUCAUUUUUAUGAUUAUGUAGCAUUAUCUUUAGGAUGCUUUAAUUUGAUGUUUUUAAUAUUAUCGUCUAAUUACUUUCUAUAUUUAUGCAUGCCUAUGCUUAUUUGACUUCUUCUAUUUGAAAUGAUCACCUAUAUUUCAUGUUUAAUCAAAACCUAUACUUGAAAAUCACGCUUAAUAAGAAAAUUUAAUUUGGACAACCAGUUUAUUAAGUUCCCAAUAAUCUUAUUGCUAAAUUCAAGUGAUCACAAUUAUUAGAUUUAUGUAUGCACCAAAUAUUCAACCAACUUAGAUUAAUUAGAUUAGAGCGAAUUGAAUAUAUUAUUUGUAUGUAUUAUAGGUUACAACUAAUACAUGUCGCUAUAAAAAUCGAAUAGAGGCCAAUACGGGCGAGGGGCCCCGGUUACUCAAAGUGAUAAACGAAAUUCGUAAAUCAAAUGGCAAUAGCGUAAAUACCGAGCCUUGAAAUCCGUAAACAAUUGUUAAAAAAAGGCCAUCUGCAAAUAUACCAGCUAUAGCAGACGUUUUUGGUUGGAUGCGGAGUUAACAAUAUGUGAAACGGAAAAAACAGCUCCGUCAAUAUUGAGCGUUAACUUUUUACCAUGAGAGAGAAAGUGGAUUGUGUAACUUUGUUAGAAGAGAGAAGAGAGAGAAUAAUGGAAAAAGAGCUCGAAAUUAAACAAUGAAGGAGAAAGCAAAUGAGAAUCAACAUUAACAGCUAGAUCGAUCGUGAAUGCCAUUAAAAUUCUUGAAUCAAAUUGAGGUAACUAACUAUUAAUUAUUGACCAUUUUUUAUAUUAUGGAUGGCGAUUGUGAUGCUUUGGCUUCUGACUGUGAUAACGUGGGUGGUGAGGGGUGUUGGUCUGACUAUGCAGAUGACAUGGAUGACAUUGAUCUUAUGCCUCUAAUGUCCCCCAUCCGCAAAGAACAAUGUGCUAAAGUUGUUGAAUAUCGUUCUCCCAUUCAUACAAUGCAGACUAUAGAAACAAUAGUUUCAACUAAUAGGAGCAGUCCAGGUUCUGUUGUUGAAUCCCCUAAAGUUGGCAUGGUUUUCAAAACAUGGGAGGAUAUAGAGAUUUAUUACAAAAAGUAUGAUGAGCAGGAGGGGUUUGGGGUUACGAGGGUGCAAGGAACGAAAUCUAAAGUUACCAAUGAGCGUAAGUGCAUUACAUGGAGGUGUGAGUGUUGGGGUGCCCCUAACAUGAGGGCUCAAAGGGAGGCGAAGAAGAGGGCAAAGGAGAUGGAUGUUGCCGGGUGUAAAGGUAAAGUUAAUGGAGUCAUAGGAGUGCAAGAGCAUGCUCAAGGCAAGAUAAAGUCAAAGAAAUGUUACUCCCUUGUUAUGAUAUAUGCCGAGGUUAAUGAAGAUGGGGAGUGGGAGUUAAGGAAGGUUUUUAAUGAGCACAAUCAUGACCAAAAUCCCAGUGAUGCAGUGUUGGUUAAAGAAUAUAGGAUGAAGAACUACACCUCAAAUGUGAGAAAGACUCUGAUUAAUUUUUAUGAAGAGGGUUUACCUGUUUCCAAAAUUCGUAAUGGUCUGUCACAUACGAAGGAGGUGUUGCCUUCUUUGAAGGACAUGGAACACGAGGUUUAUAAAGCUACGAGACUGAAAAUGGAGGGUGGUGAUGCGAUAGCCAUGAUGGCUUAUUUUGACCGGAUGCAAGCGGACAAUCAGAAUUUUUACCAUUGUCACCGAUUAGACCAAUAUGAUCGGUUGAAGGAUGUUUUAUGGGUGGAUGCUAGGAGUCGGGCUGCAUAUGAGUAUUUUGGGGAUGUAGUCUGCUUUGAUGCUGCCUAUUUAACAAAUCGAUACGAACUUCCAUUUGCGAAUUUCGUGGGUGUGAAUCAUCACGGGCAGUCCUUCCUAUUGGGCUGUGCACUAGUUUCACGAGAAGAAGCUGAAACAUACACAUGGGUUUUUCGGCAGUGGCUUGCUUCCAUGGGCAACAAAACUCCACUAGCUAUUCUGACUGAUCAAGCAGCAUCCAUGAGGAAGGCCUUGGUACAAACAAUGCCCAGUUCCAAGCGUCGUUGGUGUAUAUGGCAUAUUGUCAGGAAGUUUGGUGACAAACUAGGAAAGUGCGACAAGUGAGUGAUUGGUUGUUUUGCUGUUUGUUUAUUGUUCAACUUUAAAUUAU